Closterium sp. NIES-65 is the source of this 1503-nucleotide messenger RNA. The record is from the annotation of a GenBank genome assembly. NCBI's taxonomy places the organism in Eukaryota, Viridiplantae, Streptophyta, Zygnematophyceae, Desmidiales, Closteriaceae.
AUGGAUACCCCCAGUUUCCUUUCCUGUGAUGCUGAGGGUCGUGCUGUUGACUUUGAGGUCGGGGUCGAUGACCUCCAGCUGUUCCUACAGUGCGAUAGGGCAGACGGACUCUCCCUGUUUGAUCUAACCUCUGGUGCCUCUCCUGCCUGCCUAUUAAUGGUGACAGCACUGUUUGCUCACAGUGGGCCACACGCGAUGCUGCUGCCCGUCUUGCUGUGCGUCGCCACUUACCGACCACUGAGCGUGCGCACUUUAGUCGUCACCCGGCUCCCAAACUCCCUUCGCUUAGUCAGGGACCACUUCCUCUUAGUUUGGCCCACCACACUCACUAUUGACCUCCUCGAGGAGCGCCUCCUCGCAGCAGGGAAGAGCAUAGUCGCUGUAGGAGCCUCUCGUGGUGACCCUCGCACCCCCGUCUUUGAGGGGUGUUCUCCCUCCCCCCUCUUGCCCUCUGUUGCUUCUGCUGCUGCGGCCGACCACGUUGGCUUCGAGUCGGUCGCCGCUGCGUCUGCCCCUAGCGGGAGACGCCGCAGCAGCAAGGGUAAGGGGGGCAAGGGCGCUGGAGGGGCUGGCGGGGGCGAUGGAGGUGGUGGAGGCAGUGGAGGGGGUGGGGGUGGUGGUGGGAGUGGUGGCGGGGGUGGAGGUGUCGGUGGCAGCAGUGGAGGCGGAGGAGGCGGCGGCGGUGGCGGAGGGAGAGGAGGCGGCGGAGGUGGCGGAGGCGGCGGAGGUGGCAGAGGCGGCGGCGGCGGCGGCAGCGGUGGAGCUAGUAGCAGCUCUGCGCAGAGGAGUGGUUCCGGUGGUGUUGUGCACCAGCAGCAGCAGCGGACUCGUGAGACCCCGUCCCCCCAGCAGCUUCGUGAGUGGUACAAUGGACGUCAGCGAGGUGGGGGUAUUGGUCCCUGCACCUACGUCCUCCGUACCGGCGACCGUGCUGGUGAGCAGUGCGGGGGCCCGCACUCCACCCUACGCUGCUUCGGUCGCAUGACGGACGCGUGGCGUCACGAGUUCCCUGACGCCACUAAGAUCCCUCGCUGGGGCGAGCUGCUUAGGUCGGGGGUUGCUAUCUUUGAUCUUGAUGAUGAUGCUAUUCUUGCUGCCAUGUAUGCAGUAUCUACUAGUGAUGAGGGUGACUGUUACCUGUGUCUUCCGCCUGACCCAGGCAUUGAGGCUGCUGCUCUAGGUGCUCGUGAGGCUACUACUCCAGGUGCUAGUGCGUCUGUUGCCCUAGGUGCUAGUGAGUCUGCUCUCUCAAGUAACAUGUCGGCUCAGGCUUUACACACCUUCACCCUUGACUCGGGUGCUUCCCGCUCCUUCUUUCAAGACCGCACAACGCUUACGCCGCUUAGUCGGCCGGUUGCGGUCUCCCUGGCGGACCCCUCUGGGGGUCCUGUCCUUGCUAGCUUCUCCACUGUCUUAUCGUGUCCGGCAGCCCCCUCUGGCACCCUAUCAGGUCUCUACCUCCCCUUGUUCUCUAUGAACUUGGUGAGUGGAGCUGAUCUAUAG